AUGGCAGGACAUUCUGUUAAAUCGUUCCACAAUUCACCCUUUCCAAACUGGAGCAUCGGGAUGACACAAGAGUUUGCUGAUAUCAUUAUCAAUUCACCAUUGAAAGAUAUCAUGAAAACCCCGAAAGACCAAUGUCCAAGUCCUCUUCCAUUAUCAAUUGUUCCUAUUCACAGUCAUGACGGUGCUGCCAAUGCAAGAGAGUUAAGGCCAAGAAAUAAGCCCCCUGUACUACGUUCUCUGUUCAUUGUACGGGCAGUAGAUAUAACCAAACGUAUAUCACGUGCUUACAACGACCUAUCUGAAUGGGCUUUCUCAACACAAGGUCAUCCAAGUGACGAACUGUUUCGGACAUGUGUUGGUGUAGCUGUUGAACGCUUUCACAUGGAAAGCUUUUUCCCCAAAUGUGAACUGUUUGGAAACAUACGGGAUUGUUGGAGUCAUAUGUUAAAUUUCAAUAAAGAUUUGCGUUCCAAUCUAUCUCCUCGCAGACUAUUUGCCACUACCACGUUGACGGCACAAUCUCAAUAA
Lactuca virosa is the source of this 528-nucleotide messenger RNA. The record is from the annotation of a GenBank genome assembly. NCBI's taxonomy places the organism in Eukaryota, Viridiplantae, Streptophyta, Magnoliopsida, Asterales, Asteraceae.